Messenger RNA from Drepanopeziza brunnea f. sp. 'multigermtubi' MB_m1, 2748 nucleotides. RefSeq lists its product as uncharacterized. Gene Ontology annotation, molecular function: zinc ion binding; DNA-binding transcription factor activity, RNA polymerase II-specific. Lineage: Eukaryota; Fungi; Ascomycota; Leotiomycetes; Helotiales; Drepanopezizaceae. The record is from RefSeq and is a predicted model, not a curated record. Gene Ontology annotation, biological process: regulation of DNA-templated transcription.
AUGCCGUCGGCUCUUUCGCUGCCAUCCUCUGGGCCAAUCCCACACCCCCCUGAUCCGGGCUUCGCGUGGAAAAAUGUGGAAAAAUGGGGAAAAAUGGGGAAAAAUGUGGACAAGUGGCUGGGAUGCUCAGACCAGGCCCACCAAGGCACCAAGGCACACCCUUCCCACCCACCAGAGGCAAAAAGCCCUUCUUCCGGCCUCCCCUCACCGCUCCUUGUGUGGACCCACCUCGCUCCAAGGCCCGCCCCCAAGGCCCCCAAAGCCCCCAAGGGCCCCGCUCUUCCUAACCUCCCAACGAACAGCAGUCCUCUCACCGUCUUCAUCGUGAGGACUCCCUCUUCCUCAAAGAGCGGUGUCACCAACCCUCUUCUUACAAUACUAUUGACCUUCCUAUCACAAACACACACCGGAUCCCCCACGAAAACAAUGACCUCGAAUCUCGACUUCACACCAGAGGGUCUGUUAGACUUCUACGAUCCUCGAGAUCCCCGAUACCCGUUUCCCACGCCCAUGGAGGCCCGUCCGAGCUGGCCGAUGCCUCUCGAUAUGGCAUCAGGAGCUGCUGCUGACGAGAGGCGCGAGACUUCCCCAACUCAAAACUCCCAGCAACAGUUCCCCCAGGCCGCACACAACAGCAAUAACUCGCCCUCCCUCCUCACGGACUGGCCUAUGCAGCCGCAACCGCAACCGCAACCGCAACACCUUCCCCAGUAUAUUCCCGACAACUCGCUAAUGGGAACUCAAUUCAGCACCUUUGGGGCCCCCUUCCAGACGUCUCCACUCGACUACCACCACCUGCCUACUACCACCCAGGGGAACUUCGAACCCGGCUUACAGAUGGAGGCGCCCUUCAAUGGAUUGGCACAGACUGUCGAGGCUCAAGCAGCCAUGUGGGCGAAUUGGCACGAUCUCGAGAAUGCGAUGAGCUAUGCUGGGACUCACGAUGGGCUACCGAGUACAGGGCGGGCGAGCUUGGGAAGCCUCUCGCCGACGGGAACGUAUCUGGAGGUCAUGUCGAUGCCAAGUUCGAGCAGUGACAAUGGGUGGGCCACCGUGGAUCACUUCCCCAAUUUCGAAGCCUACCAGCAGGCACAGAAUGCGGCCAUCUUCAACCCGGGGCAAACGUUACAUCUUCGAAGUCACUCUGACUCGUCGCAAUCCGAUGGAACCGGACACACCAUCGAGUCGUUCGGUAGCUUUGAGGACAUCUCCUGUUCAUUCUCACCCUACUCGCCCGCCUCAGAAACAUACAUGAACCCCGCCGAACAUCGCAACUGCUACCACGGAGAGGCCCAUCAUCACAACCACGAGAUGGUCAGCCCCGCCGCCGUCGUUGCCCCGGUACCGAUCAGGAUGUCGCCGUCGAGUAGGACAUCACCAUCCUCAACUUCUUCGCCGCCAGCAAGGAGAAACUCGGCCCCGCGCAAGAGUCCAACUGCGAAAGCCACAAAACCUGUCAUCCGCCGUACCUCGAAUGGGAAGAAGGAUACCGAAAAGCGUGUAGGACGCCGUCGCGGACCGCUGUUACCCGAGCAACGGAAACAGGCAAGUGAGAUAAGAAAGUUGCGGGCAUGUCUGAGAUGCAAAUUCUUGAAGAAGACCUGUGACAAGGGAGAGCCAUGUGCUGGUUGCCAACCUUCGCACGCCCGAUUAUGGCAGGUUCCCUGUACGCGUAUCGACAUCAAGGACAUCGGGUACUUUAUGAAAGACUGGAGAGCGGACUACGAGCGUCACGUGGGACGUGGCGUGUCUGUCUACAACAUCAAGGGCUUUGCUCAAAAGGAAGAGCUUAUCUGGAUCACCCACGGUUACGGCUUUGCCAUUCCCAUCAUGGCUCGGGAGGUAUACGUCAGCGAUGACAGCUGCUUUACGGUCGAUUGGAUCGAGACGGAGCACGACGAACCUCUGGAGUUCGAUACCCGCACCGAGCGGAUGUCGGCCGGCUCUGAGGGCGUCUCAACGGACGCGUUGUCUGAAUACCUUGACAAGCACCUCGAUGGCCCGUUCGAGGAGUUCAUUGACGAUUACUUCGAGGGUACCCCAUUCAUCACCGAGAUUCUGAAGACGGCGCACCGCUACUACAUGAAGGAAAAGGUGCCUGUCAUCCGAAAGGCGUUGAAGCUCGUGCUGGCUUACAACCUUACGCUACACGUUACCAUGGUCGAGCAGCGUGGCGAUGAGCACCCGAUGGAUGGUCUGAUCGAAGAUGAGGAGUCCAGGUACAACGGAAAGAUCAUUGCACCGGUCAUGAUCAACUUCCAGAUCAAGUGCGCACUUGCCGACAUGUGGCGUGAGCUUCAAAAGGAGAUUCUCGAGGAGCUGUCUUCGUUAUACUCUAGCGUCUACAGCGGAGAUAGACUCAAGAACUGGCCUACCAUCUUCAUGCUUGCUUCCAUCCUCCUUGCCGUGUGGGAGGAGAUGCAAUUCGACUGCCAUUACCGAGUUCCCGAUGCAGCUGUUGUCAACAAGUUCUGCAGCGAUAUGGAAACCACCCCCGUCGGUGUUAUUGUUGGUCUCUUCCACGCCAUCUCACAGAAGCUUCCUUCCUUCACCGAGUGGGAUACAAGACGACAUGGACAACUACUCAACAAUAACGUUGCUGUCUGUGAAGCAAUGACUGAAAUGAAGGAUCACGUCACGAAGCAUGAAUCCUACCUUAAGACUCGCCCCGAUGUCAAGUUCGACCGAAGAGAUUUCGACUGCUUAUCCAACAAAUUCCUCUCAAAACUGGUUAUCCGAGCCAACUAG